AUGUCUAAAACACACACGCAGCCUUCGUCGUCCUCGGCAGCGACUACACGCGGGGGACAGUCCAACUCGUCCUCGCCUUCGCCCGUCGGAGGCUCCACAUCUCCCGCCACCGUGUUGAACGUACAGCCCGAGAAACCUCAACAUUACACAUAUCUUAAGGAGUUCCGAACGGAGCAAUGCCCCUUGUUCGUCCAGCAUAAAUGCACUCAACAUAGGCCCUUCUCCUGUUUCCACUGGCACUUUUUGAACCAGCGGCGGAGAAGACCCGUCCGGAAAAGAGACGGAACCUUCAACUACAGCCCGGACGUGUAUUGUACCAAAUACGAUGAAGGGUCUGGCACUUGUCCCGACGGAGACGAGUGCCCGUUCCUUCACCGGACGGCAGGAGACACGGAGCGCAGAUACCACCUCCGAUAUUACAAAACCGGAUCCUGCAUCCACGAGACAGACUCCAAAGGCCACUGCAGCAAAAAUGGCUCCCACUGCGCCUUUGCCCACGGAUCACACGACCUGCGCAGCCCGGUCUACGACAUCAGGGAGCUGCAGGUGAUCGAGUCCCAAGGAGGCUCCGGGACGGCAGAGGGCGGAGGGGGAGGAGGAGGAGAUGAACAGGACUACAGGCAGGACUACGGGAAGGACUACGGGCAGGACUACGGGCAGGACUACAGGCAGGACUACGGGCAGGACUACGGGCAGGACUACGGGCCGGACUACGGGCAGGACUACGGGCAGCACUACGGGCAGCACUACGGGCAGGACUACAGGCAGGACUACGGGCAGGACUACGGGCAGGACUACGGGCAGGACUACGGGCAGGACUACGGGCAGGACUACGGGCAGGACUACGGGCAGGACUACGGGCAGGACUACGGGCAGGACUACGGGCAGGACUCCGGGCCGGACCACAGUCAGGACCACAGUCAGGACCACAGUCAGGACCACAGUCAGGACCACAGUCAGGACCACAGUCAGGACCACAGUCAGGACUCCGGGCCGGACUACAGGCAGGACCACAGUCAGGACCACAGUCAGGACCACAGUCAGGACUCCGGGCCGGACUACAGGCAGGACCACAGUCAGGACCACAGUCAGGACCACAGUCAGGACUACAGGCAGGACUCCGGGCUGGACUCCGGGCUGGACUACGGGCAGGACCACGGGCAGGACCACGGGCAGGACCACGGGCAGGACCACGGGCAGGACCACGGGCAGGACCACGGGCAGGACCACGGGCAGGACUACGGGCAGGACUACGGGCAGGACUACGGGCAGGACCACGGGCAGGACCACGGGCAGGACCACGGGCAGGACCACGGGCAGGACCACGGGCAGGACUACGGGCAGGACUACGGGCAGGACUACGGGCAGGACUACGGGCAGGACUACGGGCAGGACUACGGGCAGGACUACGGGCAGGACUCCAGGCAGGACCACAGGCAGGACCACAGGCAGGACCACAGGCAGGACCACAGGCAGGACCACAGGCAGGACCACAGUCAGGACUCCGGGCCGGACUACAGGCAGGACCACAGUCAGGACCACAGUCAGGACCACAGUCAGGACUACAGGCAGGACUCCGGGCCGGACUACAGGCAGGACCACAGUCAGGACCACAGUCAGGACCACAGUCAGGACUACAGGCAGGACUCCGGGCUGGACUCCGGGCUGGACUACGGGCAGGACCACGGGCAGGACCACGGGCAGGACCACGGGCAGGACCACGGGCAGGACCACGGGCAGGACCACGGGCAGGACUACGGGCAGGACUACGGGCAGGACCACGGGCAGGACUACGGGCAGGACUACGGGCAGGACUACGGGCAGGACUACGGGCAGGACCACGGGCAGGACCACGGGCAGGACCACGGGCAGGACCACGGGCAGGACCACGGGCAGGACUACGGGCAGGACUACGGGCAGGACUACGGGCAGGACUCCGGGCAGGACCACAGGCAGGACCACAGGCAGGACCACAGGCAGGACCACAGUCAGGACCACAGUCAGGACCACAGUCAGGACCACAGUCAGGACCACAGUCAGGACCACAGUCAGGACCACAGUCAGGACCACAGUCAGGACCACAGUCAGGACUCCGGGCCGGACUACAGGCAGGACCACAGUCAGGACCACAGUCAGGACCACAGUCAGGACUCCGGGCUGGACUCCGGGCUGGACUCCGGGCUGGACUACGGGCAGGACCACGGGCAGGACCACGGGCAGGACCACGGGCAGGACCACGGGCAGGACCACGGGCAGGACCACGGGCAGGACCACGGGCAGGACUACGGGCAGGACCACGGGCAGGACCACGGGCAGGACCACGGGCAGGACCACGGGCAGGACUACGGGCAGGACCACGGGCAGGACCACGGGCAGGACCACGGGCAGGACCACGGGCAGGACCACGGGCAGGACUACGGGCAGGACUACGGGCAGGACCACGGGCAGGACCACGGGCAGGACCACGGGCAGGACCACGGGCAUCGUGACAACAACUACGUCCUAUCACACUACAAAACUGAACUGUGUAAGAAACCCCCUCGCUUGUGUCGCCAAGGUUACGCCUGUCCCUAUUACCACAACAGUAAAGACCGCAGACGCAGCCCGCACAAGCAUAAAUACAGAGCGCUGCCGUGUCCGUCGGUGAAGCAGAGCGAGGAGUGGGGCGAUCCCAGCAAAUGUGAGGGGACCGAGGGCUGUCAGUACUGCCACACCCGCACAGAGCAGCAGUUUCACCCCGAGAUCUACAAAUCCACAAAGUGUAACGACAUGCAGCAGUCCGGCAGCUGCCCCCGAGGACCCUUCUGUGCCUUCGCUCAUGUAGAAAAGCCUUUGGGGCCAGACGACUGUCCAUCCUCCUGCCCCACACCCGGCUCUCCAGCAUCCAGACCUCCAGACCCAAUGCCCGCUCUGGAGCCUCCGUCCAGCCCCGGGGGUCUGGGCGCGGGCCUGGGAUCUGACAUGGACCAUUUCCCUCCCUCCCUGGGCUCCCUGGGCUCCCUGGGCUCCCUGGUUCCAGAGCAGGGGCUUCUGGGUAGUGUGUUGUCGCUGAGUGAGGAGGUGGGCGGGCCUGACGUGCUGUCUCCGUGGGCGGGGGAAGGCGGCUACGGCAGAGCGCCCGGCUUUGAGAGAGAAGACCAGGCCAAACAGAGAAGCUUCGCUCUGGAACGUCACAGAGACAUGGCCUCCGCUCAGAGCAAGCAGGAUCUGUUGGUGUUUUUACCCGUGGGCAGCCCGCUCAGCCUCUCCUCCAGUAUUCCCUCCAGUCUGGCUGCCACACCCCCCAGCCCUGCUCCUCUGGGACCCCCAGGACCCUCCUUCACCUCUGGGAUGAACGCCAACGCCCUGCCCUUCUACCCCACCAGUGAAACCGUGGAGUCUGUCGUUGAAUCUGCCCUGGACGAUCUAGACCUGAAUGAUUUCGGAGUGUCUGCGCUGGAGCGGAGUCUAGAGAGCAGUGUUGGAGUCAUGCUGGGAGGAAGCCAACUCCAGAGUUCAGCUCCCGUCAAUAUCCCAGGCUCCUUCAGCAGCUCUGCUCCCUUUGGGUCCCCUUCGCCCUCUCCACCAAUCAGGGCCCAUGCUUCAUCCUUCCUGUCCUCGCAUUUAUCCAAUCCCGGCCAAUCAGACAACCCCUUUUUAGGCCCAUCCCACAGCUCUUUAGGUUUGAAUGGUAUGAGUAGCAAUAUCUGGGAGCACUUUCCCUCUGGGCAGGGCUCCCCCGGGACCCCGCCCACCCUCCUCCCGUCGGCCCUGUGUCCAGAGACGGUGCGGCUUAAACAGGAGCUGGACGAUGCUCAUCGAGCCCUGAAGCAGUGGGGCCACAGCUGGAGGCACACGGCUCAGUCGUGGGCAGCCAUGAAGGCUGAAGCAGAGGAGUCCAGAGCCCAUGCAGCACGGUUAGCCAUGGAGGCAGAGCGAGCCAAACAGGCCGAGGAGGAGGCGCAGAGGCAGGCGGCUCUCCUGCAGGAGGCGCUGGAGAGUCUGCGCAGAGGAGAAAACCCUCAUCUAGACGCGCACCAGCUGCAGCUGCUGCACAGGCUGCCGCUGGAGUCUGUGCUGAGCCUCCAGGCCCAGCUCUGCAGCUGCCUGCAUGCAGUAGAACAGGUGGUUUACCGGAAGCAGCAUCAGUGCUGUGUGUCGUGUGGGGAGCCUGGCUCACUCUCUCUGCCCUGUGGACACGGUCUACAGUGUGACAGCUGCUCCUCCUCCUGCCCUGUGUGUCCUGAGCAGCAGCAGGAGGAGCAGCAGCAGGAGGAGCAGCAGCAGCAGCAGCAGCAGCAGCAGCCUCCACAGUCGCUCUCCUGA
Messenger RNA from Knipowitschia caucasica, 4305 nucleotides. Lineage: Eukaryota; Metazoa; Chordata; Actinopteri; Gobiiformes; Gobiidae. The record is from the annotation of a GenBank genome assembly.